CUGGGCAUGCCCAGAAGUGCGUAGACGCGCCCGCCGGCUUCGAUCCGCGGAAGAAUCUGCUCUGCGCCACCAUGGAGCGCAUCGACGGGGUGGCCGUGGGCCUCUGUGCCCAUUCGCCCUACCUGCGGCCUUUCACGCUGCACUACCGCCAGGACGGUGUCCAGAAGUCCUGGGACUUUAUGAAGACACAUGACAGUGUGACUAUUCUCAUGUUCAACUCUUCUCGGAGAAGCCUGGUGUUGGUGAAACAGUUCCGGCCAGCUGUAUAUGCAGGCGAGGUAGAGCGUCACUUCCCAGGGUCCCUGACAGCUGUGAACCAGGACCAGCCCCAAGAACUUCAGCAAGCACUGCCUGGCUCAGCGGGAGUGAUGGUGGAACUCUGUGCCGGUAUUGUGGACCAGCCUGGGCUCUCACUGGAAGAGGCAGCCUGCAAGGAGGCUUGGGAAGAGUGCGGCUAUCGCCUGGUCCCCACCGAUCUGCGCAGAGUUGCCACAUACAUGUCUGGAGUAGGACUGACUAGCUCCAGGCAGACCAUGUUCUACGCGGAGGUGACAGAUGCCCAGCGAGGCGGGCCUGGUGGAGGGCUGGCCGAGGAGGGAGAACUCAUCGAAGUGAUCCAUCUGAAUUUAGAUGACGCCCAGGCCUUCGCAGACAACCCUGACAUCCCCAAGACUCUCGGGGUUAUCUACGCUAUCUCUUGGUUCUUUAGCCAGGUGGUUCCCCAUUUGAGUCUCCAGUGAGACCUUGGGGCUGGACAGGCCUAAUCCCAUCCACUCAUCCUCCUGCCCUGCGCACCCAAUAAAGCUUGUGUAAGUUUUACUGAUGUCCGCUGGCUUUGAGCACUGUGACCUGGGGUGAGGCACUGUGUCUUGGAGGGUAGCAAGGUCUCCAUAGAAACCCUCUGGUCCUCCUCUGGUGGGGCAAGUGGAUGACCUGGGAGGCAGAUGGCUGUCAGCGGGCUAGCACAGCAAGCCUGGAGUACUGUCAGGCAGAGUAGCCAGCUCAUGAGGGAACCAGGCUAGGUGUUUAGCCUUGGAUCCCUGAUCAAGUUCCAUAUCAGCUACCCCCAAGUUUCUUGGGCCCGGAUGGAAAAGAGGGAUGUAGGUGGGCGGGUUGUUGGUUUCACGGAGGAUGGUAGAUACAUAGACCAAAUGUGGAAAGGGGUAGUCAUAUGGAAGAGAAAGGUUUAUGACUUAAUGGUGUCUGUCUGAUAAGACAGAUAAUGUCUACAAAGCAUUAAUUAAAAUGUUCUUAAUUAU
Mus musculus (house mouse) is the source of this 1259-nucleotide messenger RNA. It is a transcript of the gene Nudt14, whose product is annotated as nudix hydrolase 14. The transcript has 5 exons. Gene Ontology annotation, cellular component: cytosol. The record is from RefSeq and is marked validated. Lineage: Eukaryota; Metazoa; Chordata; Mammalia; Rodentia; Muridae. Bases 72 to 740 code for a protein of 222 amino acids. Gene Ontology annotation, molecular function: UDP-sugar diphosphatase activity; identical protein binding; ADP-ribose diphosphatase activity.